This is a messenger RNA of Emiliania huxleyi CCMP1516, 1239 nucleotides long. RefSeq lists its product as hypothetical. The record is from RefSeq and is a predicted model, not a curated record. Bases 1 to 1107 code for a protein of 368 amino acids. NCBI's taxonomy places the organism in Eukaryota, Haptophyta, Isochrysidales, Noelaerhabdaceae. The transcript has 7 exons.
AUGUGCUGGGCGGCGCUGCUCGAGGCGAGCCUCGUCGUCUGCGCGACGGCGAGCGGCGCCGCCAACCUCCCUCAGUACGGCCGCCGCCUCUCCGGCGCCACAGUCUUCCGGUACUGCUCGACGGUGCUGUGCGCGCAGCACGCGGUCCUCUACGUGGUCGCUGCCUUUUGGAAGCUGACCACGCCGCUGCUCGUGCUGUCUCCGCGCGCCGGCGUGGUGGCCGGCUUGCUCUUCCACACAAGCAUCAACCUGCUCCCGCUCAACUACGCGGCAGGCUUCUCGCUCAUGUGCGCGACGCUUUCCUGGGGCAUUGGCGGCCCCGUGCUCGGGCUGCAGCAGAUGAGCGGGCUGACCAUGUACGCCAACCUCAAGCAUUGGGGCGGGUCGAACCACCUCCUCCUCCCGACCAACCUGCUCGCGGAGACAGACUGGCUUCCGGAGGCGGCAUCGCGCGCGAAGCUGCCCCUCCUCUCCGCCCUGCUGGCCAUCUUCGGCCGGGCGCAGGGGCAGGUGGUGCGGGUGGAUGCGACCAACUCGAGCGUGCUGCGUGAAUUGUCGCCUGCCGACUCGACGCCGCUGCUGCCCGCGCACGCGGUCGCUUUGAUGCGCGCCUCCGGCGCCUCCGGGCGUUACUACGGGCAGUACUGCGCGCGGAUGUUUGUCGGUCGAGACAACGACUUGCCGAGCUCGGGUACGAUUGGCAACGCGGUUGCCGGCGCUGGCCCGAAGAGCGCUGGCGCGGAGGAGGGUGAGGAGCUUCCGUACGCGCUCACUGCCUACGAGCUCCGCCGCCUCCUCGCCGCCGCCCGGGCGCACGGCGAGCCCUUCACUCUCACCUUCACGCCGUCCCUCCCGACUGCCGGGUCGCCCGCCGAUUGGCGCGACUUUGUCGGCGAUAGCGCCUCGCUAGUGGAGGAUCCGAGCGCGGGCCGCGCCGAGUGCACGAUCGCCGGCGCCGAUUGCGCGUCACACAAGGCAGCGGCCGUGGUCGCGCUGAUGUCCGCAGCGCCGCCUCGCUGGCUGAGCAAGGUGCUAAUGGCGUACCCGGUGCCGCUCCUGCCGCCGUCGGAGGCCGAUCCGGGCACUGAGGUCCAUUGCAGCGCUUGAGGGGCGGGGGGAAUAGGGUCCUCGGAAAAUGUGCACACCCACAGUCAGCUCUCUGCUGCUAGAUGCUAGCUGAAGCUCUCGUGCGCUUGUGUACGCGCUAACUUUCUCCUGACUCCACGCGUGUAUAUUUCG